Arctia plantaginis is the source of this 1752-nucleotide messenger RNA. The record is from the annotation of a GenBank genome assembly. Lineage: Eukaryota; Metazoa; Arthropoda; Insecta; Lepidoptera; Erebidae.
AUGUACAAAAGUCAGGGGCGCUGUUUUAGGGGAAAAAUAUGGCAGACAAAGCAUCCCGAUGUGGACGACUCCAGCUUUAUUCUUCGAGGUGCAUCUGGAGCCCUCCGACCAGGACGAUUAACCUUCAUUCUGGGACCGUCAGGAGCUGGCAAAACCACACUACUCAAAAUAUUGGCCGGCCGAAAAAAAACAGGUGUUACAGGCUCUUUGUACGGCGCAGGUCGGAGCUCUGUGUUAGUUGAUCAAGACACGACCCUCAUCGACACACUCACUGCAGGGGAGACGUUAAAAUUUGCCGCCAGUCUCAAAUUGCCUAACAUGUCACACAGAGAAAGGAGCAACACUAUCAAAAAAGUAACAAAACAACUGGGUAUCCAUGAAGUCUUGAACACUAGAGCAGGUUGCUUGUCGGGUGGAGAACGAAAGAGGCUGACAAUCGCGUGCGAAUUGUUAACUGAUCCAAAUAUUAUGUUGUUAGAUGAACCAACUAGCGGUCUAGAUGCAGUUUCAUCACUAUCUGUAGCACGAGCCCUGGUCACUGUUGCUCGCAGCGGUCGCACUAUCGCUUGCAUAGUCCAUCAACCCUCAUCACAGUUAUUUAGUAUGGCUGAUGAUAUCAUUGUACUUGCCAAUGGCAAGACAUUAUAUGCAGGAUCAGUAGCAGACCUUCCUGAUGCCUUAAUUAGGGCCGGUUUUAUCUGCCCUCAGUAUUAUAAUAUAGCUGAUUAUUUAUUGGAGAUAGCAAGCGAUGAGCACACGGGUAACAAGAAUCUCUUAGAAAAAGAAGCUAGUAGUUAUGCCCAAGAAAUGUUAAAAAUAGCCACGAAUGAUACUCAAAAUGGAAAAGCGAAUGGACUGUCAACAGAAUAUGAAGCCUUACUUAUUGCAAGCCCGAUGUCUGUAGAUGGUUAUGCUGCGACUGUGUGCCAACAACUCAAAACGUUGUUAUGGAGAUGUAGCAUUGGAGUACUUCGAGACGUAUAUUUGACACAGAUUAGAUUGGUUUGCCACUUUCUCGUAGCGUUAUUACUUGGUGCACUAUAUAAUGGUGCAGGAGCAGAUGCCGAUAGAAUGAUAUCGAAUACCGGCUGUCUCUUCUUUUUUCUACUGUUCCUGUUCUUCUCGAAUGCUAUGCCAACUAUACACACCUUUCCUGUAGAAGCUAAAGUUAUCUUACAUGAACAUCUUAACAAAUGGUACUCUCUGCCUGCUUACUGUGCUUCCAAAAUCAUCGUGGAUUUACCAAUACAGCUGCUGUGUGCGACAGUGUUUUUAUUCCCAGCAUGGUAUCUCACAUCGCAACCAUUGGACUUCACUCGCAUGGGCUUGGCUUGGCUAACCUGCGCCUUGGUCACUAUACUCGCACAGACAUUCGGCUUCGUGAUAGGUGCCGCAUGUGGAAUGAAGCUGGGGCUGUUUGUGAUACCGGCUGCCAACAUUCCAAUGUUGAUGUUCUCCGAGUUUUUCAUUCCUUACAGCGAAAUGCCUGUAUACCUUCGACCUUUCGCCUUGAUCUCGUACUUCCGCUACGCAUUUGCCGCUUUCCUCGAAACAGUUUACGGUUUCAAUCGAGAAAAACUACCGUGUCACAAAGAAUUUUGCAUGUUUAGAAAUCCUGAAGCAUACCUGAAGCACUUACAACUUUCUAGAAACUUAAAUAGCGAUUUCUUAGCUUUAUUUUUAUGGAUUGUUUGCUUGCAAAUUGCUCUCAUAAUAGUUUUAAAGUUCAGAGUAUAUAGAGCAUGCAGAUAG